Poecilia latipinna (sailfin molly) is the source of this 722-nucleotide messenger RNA. Its product is annotated as myelin and lymphocyte protein-like. NCBI's taxonomy places the organism in Eukaryota, Metazoa, Chordata, Actinopteri, Cyprinodontiformes, Poeciliidae. The transcript has 4 exons. The record is from RefSeq and is a predicted model, not a curated record. Gene Ontology annotation, biological process: myelination. Gene Ontology annotation, molecular function: structural constituent of myelin sheath. Gene Ontology annotation, cellular component: membrane. Bases 128 to 595 code for a protein of 155 amino acids.
CACACACACACAAUAGCAGAACGGGUUUGUCUGCUGAAGCUGGCUUAGGUAUAAGGUUCGGUUACACCUGCUGCUGCCCCGUUAGUUCAGAGGAGCCCAGGGUCGUUCGCUGAAGAAACAGGGAGAGAUGGCUGCUACCACAGCUCAGUCCAUGGGGAUGCUGCCCAGUGGAAUGGAGAUAUGCACCACAGCCCCAGAUAUAUUUUAUCUGCCGGAACUGGUGUUUGGAGGUUUGGUGUGGAUCCUGGUGGCAUCAACCCACAUCAGCCCCGUUAACCCUUUGGGGUGGGUGAUGUUUGUCUCGGUCUUCUGCUUCGUCAUGACCUUCCUGUGGAUGGUCAUGUUUGCUGCUGGCUGCCACAAGAGCAGCCCCGGCUGGGCCGCUGCUGACUUUGUCUACCAUGGCCUGGCAGUGAUUUUCUACCUCAGUGCGGGAGUGGAGUUGGCUUACAUUACUUUGCUGAGAAAAUCAGUUCUGCCAGUUGGUUUUCAACUCUACCAGAUUGAUAUUGCAGCAGUGGUGUUUGCCUUUGCGACCACACUCCUCUACUUCAUCCACGCCAUCCUCUCCGCCAUCCGAUGGAAACACUUCUGAGGAGAACCGGGAAGAAGUGAUGCAAGAAGUACAGAGCGUCAUUGCCAUCACCGUCUGCGCACACCAAAGAAAUUUACAUUUUGACAUAAAGGAUGUGCACGAAAAGGCAACACAAACAACCCAAGUC